Messenger RNA from Cornus florida, 2699 nucleotides. Its product is annotated as L-type lectin-domain containing receptor kinase S.4-like. Gene Ontology annotation, cellular component: plasma membrane. The record is from RefSeq and is a predicted model, not a curated record. NCBI's taxonomy places the organism in Eukaryota, Viridiplantae, Streptophyta, Magnoliopsida, Cornales, Cornaceae. The coding region runs from base 442 to 2469 and encodes 675 amino acids. Gene Ontology annotation, biological process: protein phosphorylation. The transcript has a single exon. Gene Ontology annotation, molecular function: carbohydrate binding; ATP binding; protein kinase activity.
UUCCAAGAACAAGGGGUGUGAAGAAAUAAAUGCUCCUAGGCUAAAAAGAAUGGUAGAGAGAGAGAAAGAGGAACGUUCAUGACAGAGGCUGUGAUGGAAUAGUUGGUCACAAAAAUAAUCAAUACGAGAUUAAAUGGUAGUAUAGUUAUUUAUCAGUCAAAAGUACAAUAACUCUAUCAAAAUUUAACUUUGGAGAUAUAACUUAUAACUAAAAUAUUAAAUCACUAAUUUAAAUAUAAAUAAAAUUAAAAAUCAAAAUGUUAAUCUCGGUCAAAUAUGAGGGGAGUUUUGAGUGUUAAUUUACCCUCUGACAAAAGACCAUAUGGUAUCAAACGUGUUCACAAUCACAAUCACUCACCACACUAAACAGUCAAAACCUCUCAUAGUUAUAUUAAUUUAACACCAUUUGAUCCAGAAACAAGCUCAAGAUUAACCUCUUUAAUGGCCAAAACCCUAUUACUUUUCUGGGUAUUAAUCCUUUUUCUCUCCAACCCAGUUCUCUCUCAGCAUGAUCAGUUCGUUUUCAAUGGUUUCAAAAAUGUUGGAAACAACAUAACUCUAGAUGGAGUUGCAGAGAUACAGAGCAACGGUAUUCUCAAGCUCACCAAUGACACCCUCAGAUUGAUUGGUCACGCGUUUUACCCAAAUCCAAUCACGUUCAAGAACUCGAUUGACGGAACACCUUACUCUUUCUCCACAGCUUUCGCUUUCGCCAUAGUUCCAGAGUAUGCCAAGCUCGGCGGCCAUGGCUUAGCCUUCACGAUCUCGCCGCAAAAAGGGUUUCCGGGUGCUCUCCCAAGCCAGUACUUGGGGCUUCUCAAUACCAGCGACGAUGGAAAUUUCACAAAUCACAUUUUCGCAGUCGAAUUCGACACAGUCCAAGACUUCGGAGUCGCAGACAUCAGUGACAAUCAUGUUGGCAUCAACCUCAACAGCAUGACAUCGAAAGCAUCAGCCAAUGCCAGCUACUUCGCGGAGGGCAAUUCGACGAGGCAAAAUCUGAAUCUCAAGAGUGGGAAGACAAUUCAAGCAUGGAUCGACUACGAUGCAGCAACAAAGCUAUUGAAUGUCACGCUUUCACUCUCUUCAACAAAACCCAGUUCAUCAAUCUUGUCAUUUCCAGUAGAUCUCUCUGUGUAUCUCGAGGACUCGAUGUAUGUGGGUUUCUCUUCUUCCACAGGUUUACUUGCGAGCUUUCAUUAUAUCUUCGGAUGGAGCUUCAAGAUCAAUGGACAAGCUCAAUCUCUUGAUCUGUCUUCACUUCCUACGCUUCCCGGUCCGAAAAAGGAUCAGACGGUGUUGAUCUUUAGUGUCUCUGUUUCAGCUGCGAUUUUGAUGAUGUUUGUGAUUGGAAUGGUUUUGUAUCUGAUCAGAAAGAUCAAAAACGCCGAUGUGAUUGAGGCUUGGGAGUUUGAUAUUGGUCCUCAUCGAUUUUCAUAUAAAGAGCUCAAGAAAGCAACAAGGGGUUUCAGAGAUAAAGAGCUUCUAGGGUUUGGAGGGUUUGGGAAAGUUUACAGAGGAACACUGCGGAAUUCAAACAGCCAAGUGGCAGUGAAGCGAAUAUCCCACGAAUCGAAGCAAGGGUUGAGAGAAUUCGUAUCGGAAAUUGCAAGUAUUGGCCGGCUCCGUCACCGGAAUUUGGUUCAGUUGCUUGGAUGGUGUCGCCAGCGAGGGGAUCUGUUACUGGUUUAUGAUUUCAUGCCUAAUGGAAGCUUGGACAAGUACAUUUUCGACGACCCCAAAUCGGUUUUGACUUGGGAACAGAGGUUCAAGAUCAUCAAAGGAGUGGCCUCUGGAUUGCUCUAUUUACACGAAGAUUGGGAACAAACUGUGAUUCAUCGAGACAUCAAAGCUGGUAAUGUGUUGUUGGAUUCGGAGUUAAAUGGAAGAUUGGGUGAUUUUGGACUAGCUAAGUUAUACGAACAUGGUUCUAACCCGGGCACAACCAGAGUGGUGGGCACACUUGGUUAUCUUGCACCGGAGCUCACACGGACGGGGAAGCCCGCGACGAGCUCCGAUGUGUUCGCUUUUGGUGCGUUGUUGCUUGAGGUUGUAUGUGGAAGACGGCCCGUUGAGCCCAAAGCAUUGCCUGAAGAGCUAAUUUUGUUGGAUUGGGUGUGGGAUAGGUGGAAGGAAGGGGCUAUUUUUGAUGUGGUGGAUAAGAGGUUGAGAGGCGAGUAUGAUGAGGUAGAGGUUGUGGUGGUGAUCAAAUUGGGAUUGAUGUGCUCGAACAAUGAGCCUUCCGGGCGGCCGAGUAUGAGGCAGGUGGUGAGGUACUUGGAAGGGGAGGUGGGGUUGCCGGAGGUGGUGGUUCCACCGGAUGCUUAUGAUGGGAAAAAGGGUGGGGGUGGUGGUGGUGGUGUUGAGUUCGAGGAUUUUGUGCAUUCAUAUACAGCUUCGAAGUAUUUUGAGAAGGCGAGCGCGGGCUCGUCGAGUGGUGAUGGAUAUAGGAUGAAUAGCAUUAUGUGACAAUAUUUGCAGAUUUCUUUGGUGCUUUGAGGGCAAGAGUUUAUGAUGAUGAGGUGAGGAAGUGGAUUUCGGGUGUUGGGUUUGAUGGCGUUGGGAAGAAGCUUGUGAACUCAAAGGAGGGACCCCCAACCUUCGAGCAGCUCCUCGAGUAUGGAAACAUGCUUGUCCAAGAGCAGGAGAAUGUGAAGAGAGUCCAAUUGGCUGACAAGUACUUGAGUGAGGCCGCGCUU